Molecule: messenger RNA, 423 nt
Organism: Nicotiana attenuata
Lineage: Eukaryota; Viridiplantae; Streptophyta; Magnoliopsida; Solanales; Solanaceae
Exons: 2
Coding region: 1-423 (140 amino acids)
Source: RefSeq, a predicted model, not a curated record
AUGCCUGGCUAUGUAAAAAUGAUGAAGGACUUGAUGUCCCGCAAGUUUGACUUUCAUGUCUUGGCCACGGUUACAUUGAUUCAGACCUGCAGUGCUGUUGUGACGAGACCCAUAGCUGAGAAGUUGUCUGACCCAAGAAGUUUCACAAUCCCUUGCACAAUAGGGAACUAUGCAUUUGCUAAGGCACUGUGUGAUCUGGGGGCAAGCAUAAACCUUAUGCUCCUAGCUAUCUACAAAAGGCUAGGCAUUGGGCGAGCUAGACCCACGUCCAUGUUAUUACAACUGGCUGACCGGACAGUAAAGAGGCCCUCUGUUUUGGAGGACCAAGAUAAGGCAUUGAACACUAAAGACGCUCUAGCAGCCUGUCUCAUGAACUUAGAUGAAGCCAAUGGAGAAGACUUGGCAGAGUGGGUUUUCUCUUGA